Gossypium raimondii (Peruvian cotton) is the source of this 540-nucleotide messenger RNA. RefSeq names its product receptor kinase-like protein Xa21. Gene Ontology annotation, molecular function: protein binding. The coding region runs from base 1 to 540 and encodes 179 amino acids. The record is from RefSeq and is a predicted model, not a curated record. The transcript has 2 exons. NCBI's taxonomy places the organism in Eukaryota, Viridiplantae, Streptophyta, Magnoliopsida, Malvales, Malvaceae.
AUGGCUAAAACCAUCUUCCUCCCCUUUCCUAUGCUUGCGCUGUUGGUGAUUUUUGGUGCUAUUUUGUCUGUAAAUUCACUCAAUAUCACCGCUGAUGAAUUAAAUCUUCUAGCACUGAAAUCUUAUAUAAGUCAUGAUCCUCAUCACUUAGUAACCAAUUGGUCUACUUCUACUUCAGUUUGCAAUUGGAUUGGUGUCACUUGUGGAUCCAGACACCACAGAGUCAUUGCUCUGAAUUUGUCAAAUAUGGAUCUCACAGGCAUCAUCCCUUCUGAAUUGGGGAAUUUAUCUUUCCUUGCUUGGCUCGACAUUCAUAACAAUAAUUUUCAUGGCUCUUUACCCAUUGAGCUAACUAAUUUACAUCGUCUGAAAUAUUUAAACUUUAAUAACAACAGUUUCAAUGGAGAAGUCCCGUCAUGGUUUGGUUACUUUCCUAAACUUCAAAGUCUAUCUUUAUCCGAUAACUACUUCAAUGGUGUUGUCCCAUCUAUUCUAGGUUCUGUUCCUUCCUCAAUCUUUAACAUUUUUCCGUUGCAGUAG